Triticum aestivum (bread wheat) is the source of this 2137-nucleotide messenger RNA. RefSeq names its product putative glutaredoxin-C2. The record is from RefSeq and is a predicted model, not a curated record. The coding region runs from base 1470 to 1784 and encodes 104 amino acids. Lineage: Eukaryota; Viridiplantae; Streptophyta; Magnoliopsida; Poales; Poaceae. The transcript has a single exon.
AGGUAAUGGAAAUUGAUGAGAAAUCAAAAUUAUCUGUAUGGGUUUGAUUGGAUCUCCUCUGAUUAAUGUAUGUUAUCACUGUGUUUAAUUCCUCUCCCUGGUUUGAAACAUGUUUGCAUGCAUAGAAUUUGUAAUGCCUGUCAAAAUUAUGUGUGCAACUGUAUCUGGUAUUUGCCCGAUAUUCAAAAUAUAGUAGAUUCUUGCAUGUACUGGUCACCAACUUGAUUAGCAGAUACUGAGCUCAGCAAUGCAAAUGUGUAGAGUUCAUGUCACAGACUCACAUCCGUAGAACACUAGGUGUUGUAGUCAUUUAUUUAAGAUUGAUCUUUAUAACAUUUGUCAUUUCAGUAAAAGAACGUUAAGUUUACAGAAGUGUAUUUGGAGAUAUCCACCAGAACUAUACUGAAUCUUCUAAAGCUUGACUGCAGUGUGUAUAGACUUGUCAGUAAUGAAGAAUUUGUGUUUUUCAGCCAAAACAGGAGCUCUGCCUUUGCAUUGAAGAUAAGGAAUUUAUCGUAGCGUAAAAAAAAAUCUUUGGAGGACAGGUAAGUAGAAAUGAGGAGCAGCAACUGGAACAUGAAUGACUAAUAGUACAACUUGUGGCGAGGAAGCUUCAUUUGUGUUCUGGAAGGGAUGGCUCAGACGAUACAAGGUGAGCAUGUUGAAUGCUAGUUGUGAUAUCCAUCUUCCACAUUAAAACUUAUUUAUUUUUUCCAAGAAACUUUGUCCAAUCCAUCCACCAUCACUAUUUCACAAGUAGUUCUAGCUAGGGGAGAUCGUUACGCGUGAUCUGGAGCUGGUUCUCUAAAUUUUGUGGUUUCCAUUAGAUAAAGGGGUUUUAUAUGUGAUGCAUCAUGUCCACAAACUCCACACCAAUGGUAUUCCUUGUCACGCACAAAUAGCAAAAAACAAGGAAUUCGAGUGUAUCUAACUUAGCUUAUCAGGAAACUGUUGAAUCAUCAGCUGAAUUAUUGAUUCAAUUGAUAUCACCAAAGUUUAGCCUCUCUCGAAUCUUGAUUCUUCACACAAUUUUUCUAUAUAUGAUGCUAACAACAAAAGUUCAGUCUGUUUCGAAUCUUGAUUCUUCUUUAAAAGUAUCAAAGGUCAGCCACUCUCCUGGACAUAGCUAACUGUAUGAUUUUGGCCCCUCCCAAUUCCCAAAAGCAAAGAUUACAAAAGGUGGUAGAAUAGAACCUUUAGACAGAGAACAUAUAUUCUACCCGAUUAGCCACAUCUCAUAGCGAUUCCCUUGCACCUCAGUUAAGCGUGCAAUCCUGCGCCGACCACUCCCUCCUCUUUACCCGCCGCAGUCAUCUAUAAAUAAGCACCGUUGGGUCAUCACCAUCAUCCAACUCCAAGAACACAACAGCCUAGAGCAAGCUCAAGUGAAGUGAGCUGAUCAGAUCGAUCAAUCACAAAUCCCCAAGAACAACAGCCUACUUGCUACCCACCAAUUCGCUCGAUCAGCAAUGGCGGACAGAGUGAUGAAGCUGGCGUCGCAGCGGGCGGUGGUGAUCUUUGGGGCGAGCAACUGCUUCAUGUGCCAUGCAGUGAAGACGCUGUUCACAGAGCUGGGCGUGAGCUGGACGGUGCACGAGCUGGACAAGGACCCCCGCGGGAAGGACGUCGAGAGGGCGCUCGUUGGCAUGGUCGGACGGAGCCCGCCCAUCCCAGCCGUCUUCAUCGGCGGCAGGCUUGUCGGCACCACCGACCAGGUCAUGACACUGCACGUCGGUGGCCAGCUCGUGCCGCUCCUCCGCCAGGCCGGCGCCCUCUGGCUCUGAAGAGUCAAGGACAACAGUGGCUGAUGCGUGCGUGCAGCUAUGUGUGAUCGCAGCCUCGAAAUCGAGCUAAGCUAGUGAUCAUAUAGUGCGUGCACUGCAGUGCAGCUACAUAAUUUUGGAAAGGUCAUCAAACAUAUUAACGGUCAUGAUCUUUCAGUUGUACCUUUUGUUGUCAUAAAAAGAGUAGAAAGGAAGCUUUGUAAGAGAUAAGCAUCCUGAGCAAUAUUAAAAGAGCUUAUGCUUAUUAUCCUGUCGUUGCUUAACUAAUUUGAUGCUUUGCUUAAUCUGGAUGGCUGUUGUGCUAAGGCUGUAAGAGAAUCCACGGUAUAUAUAAUGCUCCUCGGCAAAUGGAG